AAUUUGGGUCGAUAUAGUUGCCGAACAUUGGAAAAUAUUGUUGUUGUUUUUCUGUUUGAAUAAAAUGUUGAUAUUUUUAACGAUUUUUAUGAAUUAAAAAAAAAAAUAAUCUAAAAAUGUCUUCAAGAAGGAAUAAACGUUAUUUUUCCGAUUUAAAUGAAGAAAAAUAUGCUCCUGGAAAAUUAAGUUCAAAUCUUCGUCAAGCAUUAGGCCUUGAAAAUGAUAUGUUGCCAUUUUGGAUUUAUCGUAUGAGAAUAUUAGGCUAUCCACCUGUUUGGUUGCAAACUGCUCAAUCAAAAACCUUGGCUGUGAUUGAUAAUACAACCACAAAAUCAGAUAAACCAUCAAGUUCAUUGGCUAACGGUGAAGAUGGUGAACUUGAUGAUCAUCUGAAAUAUAAUAAAGACAUAUUGAUUGAAUAUCCAGGUUUCAAUGCACCUGUACCGAAAAAUGUUCACGAUGAUUGGGUUAUUCUUGGAAUGCCUCCAUUUCAACCAAAGCAACAUCUUAAUGUUGCUGCUGAACAAAUGCAAUUUAUUGAACCUGUACCAUAUAAACGAACAAAACUGAAUAAUGAUAAUGAUUCAAAUUCAACUGCUACUACUACUACUGAUGAUGAUUCGAAUACUAAUCCUGGCGAUGAUCAACAUUCCAAAGAUGCUACAAACAACCACCAAGAUAAUAAAAACAAUAUGGAAAAAAUUCAGCCAGAAAAUGAAGAAAUACUGAUAAAAUCUGAAAAUGAUAAUGAAGAAAAAGAUGAACAAAUCAAUUGUAUUAAUCAAUCUGAAGAUUUGAUGGGAAAGGAUACCAAUAACAGUAGCAGUAGCAGCAGUAAUAAUACAUCAACAACACCAAUAACAGCUGCUAAUGAAAAGAAAAUGAAAAUAGUUUCAUAUGGAACACCUGUACCGCAAACAGUACGGCCAAAAUUACCCGCAUUAGAAAAAUGGUCAAUCGGAAUGGGUGAAUUAUUGCAUUUUGAAAAUUUACCCAAUUCAACUGGUGCAUAUCAGGGUAAAAUAAAAAAUAUUAUCGAUAAAGUAAGGAAACGUUUUAAAAAAUGAUUAAUGUAAUAAUGUAAUAUAGGAUUUUAUGAUUUGAUUAUUUCAUUAUUUCGAAAAAUUUCCAUAACAUAUACAUUUUAUAAGACAAAAACAAAAGAAAA
Molecule: messenger RNA, 1168 nt
Organism: Dermatophagoides pteronyssinus (European house dust mite)
Lineage: Eukaryota; Metazoa; Arthropoda; Arachnida; Sarcoptiformes; Pyroglyphidae
Biological process (GO): RNA processing
Cellular component (GO): catalytic step 2 spliceosome
Molecular function (GO): RNA binding
Source: RefSeq, a predicted model, not a curated record